AGGGGGUCAUUAAACAUAUUUAGUUUACUCAGCUCGACUACACGCAGCAAAACUUUUGCAUAAAUUCCAACAAAAUUAUAGAGUAAAUUGAACAGAUUUCGGCAAUAGUUUAUUAUACAAAUCCAAGUUAAAGAUGCAGAUGUGUUGUGAGCGCAUCUCAGCAGUGAUUGCCGGCGUUUUGGUUAGCCUCUGGUAUGGCAAGACCUUCGGCGAUGACAAGAAGAAGGAGGACGAGAAGAAAGCCAAGAAGAAGUAGAGGCCGAACAUUGCGCCGCCUGGUUUACUCAGAAGUUUCGGACAAUAUCACAGCGAUGCUUGCGUGUAACGAGUGAAAACUAUCCAGAGCCUGAGAAGUAGUCAUGAGUGAAGAUACAAUUUAAGCAACAUAACAGAAGGACGAACGUUGGGCUCUAAGACGUAAAGAUGGCGCAAGAAAUUCCAAGAAAUACGGAAAAAGGAUUCUACAUAAUCGUAGAUUAGCAUUCGAAGGGACAGAUAAUCGAUAUGAUUGAAACGCUAAUUGUGCGGAAUCUGAGAAUGAAUGAAAAUAAAAAUGGAAUUAGUUUGGUCCGAUCAUAUCGCCCAUGCAAUGAACAUCUGUCAAACGAUUUACAUACAGUUUAUCGAACAAAAUGUGAUAUUCAGUUCAACGCUUUAGAGUCGAAACAACAUUUAAACAUCAUUUAUCCAGUAUAAAUAAAAAUGCCAGAGAUGCGACGAUCUAUGUGCAGACCACAGCCAUCGUUGAUCUCGCGCUUGAAUUGUAAACCAUGUAA
Molecule: messenger RNA, 776 nt
Organism: Drosophila mojavensis
Lineage: Eukaryota; Metazoa; Arthropoda; Insecta; Diptera; Drosophilidae
Exons: 1
Coding region: 134-256 (40 amino acids)
Source: RefSeq, a predicted model, not a curated record